AUGAAGCUUAAAACACCGUAUUUUUUCUUAAUCCUCUUCUUCUUAGUGCUAAGUGAAGAUCAAGUUGUAUCAACGAAUACCAAUGGUGACUUUCUUGAGUGCGUUAUUCAUAAUUCUGAUAACUCAACCUCAAUCUCUGAAGUCAUUUACACCCAGAAUAACUCCUCAUACACAUCUGUUUUACAAUUCUCCAUGAACAAUUUAAGAUUCAGGUCACCUUCAACUCCAAAACCUCUCUUCAUCAUUACACCAGUUGAUGAAUCCCAAAUCCAAACAGUCGUUCACUGCUCCAAGAACCAUGGAAUUGAGAUCCGAACUCGUAGUGGAGGCCAUGACUUUGAAGGGUUAUCUUACGUUUCACAACUCCCAUUUGUGAUUCUUGAUCUUAUAAAUCUAAGAUCCAUCACAAUCGACACUCAAAGCGCCACCGCGUGGGUUCAAGCUGGGGCAACUCUACGUGAACUCUACUAUGCAAUUGCACAGAACAGUCGGAAUCUUGGAUUCCCUGGAGGUGUAUGGUAUGCAUUAGGCCUUGGUGGACACGUUUCCGGUGGAGGGUAUGGUGCAAUGAGAAGGAAAUAUGGCCUUGCAGCCGACAAUGUCAUCGAUGCUCAAUUCAUCAAUGUACAUGGAAAGAUUCUUAAUAGAAAAACAAUGGGGGAGGAUCUUUUUUGGGCUAUUAGAGGUGGAGGAGGUUCUAGCUUCGGAAUCAUUCUUUCAUGGAAGAUAAAGCUAGUUCCUGUCCCGGAAACUGUGACCGUAUCCACAAUCGCCAGGACUUUGGAGCAAAAUCUAACCAAAAUUAUCCACAAAUGGCAAUACGUUGCACCCAAGAUUCACAAAGAUCUUGACAUUAGGGUCUUAAUGUUCAGUGUGAUCGAUCCAAACACGGGAAACCGAACAAUAAGAGCAACUUUUGAAACACUUUUCCUCGGUGGGAUUGACAGAUUACUUCAACUGAUGGAAUUAGAAUUCCCGGAAUUGGGUUUGAAAAGAGAAGACUGUACCGAAAUGAGCUGGAUUGAAUCCGUGGUAAUCGGUUCUAGUUUCACAAACGGAGAAUCUCCCGAGAUACUACUCAAACGAACUGCCAUGCCAAAAAAUUCCUUCAAAGGGAAAUCAGAUUUUGCAACACAUCCUAUUUCAGUAGAGGGAUUGGAAGGGUUAUGGGAGUUUUAUAACGACAAAAUAGAAGCAGGAAUGGCACUUCUGGUGUUAACACCGUAUGGAGGAAAGAUGGAUGAGAUUCCGGAAUCGGCAAUUCCAUUCCCACACAGACUCGGAUCAUUAUAUAUGAUUGAAUAUCUGGUUGUGUGGGAUGGCAAUGAAACGUCACCACAUAUAAGUUGGAUUAGAAGCUUAUACAACUACAUGGCUUCUUAUGUUUCUGAUUCUCCUAGAGCAGCUUAUUUGAACUAUAAUGAUCUUGAUUUGGGAGUAGGUGCAACCUAUGCUGAAGCAAGUAGUUCUUGGGGUCCCAAGUACUUCAAAAUUAAUUUCAACAGGCUGGUCAAGGUGAAAACAUUAGUUGAUCCUAGUAAUUUCUUCAAGCAUGAGCAAAGCAUUCCUACAAGCUUCUAA
This is a messenger RNA of Lactuca virosa, 1581 nucleotides long. The record is from the annotation of a GenBank genome assembly. Lineage: Eukaryota; Viridiplantae; Streptophyta; Magnoliopsida; Asterales; Asteraceae.